ACCGUCACACCUCCUCCUGCAACCAUCACGCUUCCCGGAUCGACUGUGGUUUCGACAAUUGCAGGCGAGCUAACGACAAUCACCUUACCCGAAACCACAUUGACUCUGGUCACUACUCAAGUGAACACGGUCACUCUGCCUCCCUCUGUGACGACUUUGCCUGGUUCAACGAUUGUGACUACGGUCGUCGAGACUGCGCCUGCAUCGACAUUGACCAUCACUCGCGACGGUUCGACAAUAACCAGCAUCGCGCCAGGGCCAACAUCUUUCGUCGUUUCGACCUUAACGUUGCCUCCGGUCACCGUUACCUUGCCACCUUCAACGGUCACAGAGAUCACGGCUUGCCCGGCCCCAACGAACACUCCCGGAUCGAACUCGGCGGCCGAAUACAACCCGAGGUCCAAUCUGACAUGGGGCUGUCAGCCCGGAUAUGUCUGCAACCCUCCCAAACCGGCCGGUUGUAGCCUGUGGGCAGAUCCGCCAGCAGACGAUUAUGUCUGCGCUCCGCAGAACUGUAUUCCAGCACCACCUGUCACUCUAGCAAAUUGGAAGGAGAACGAGACAAGCUACUACCCAGUGAACGACGGAUACUUCAACUUGAACCCCAAUGCCUUUGGCCUUCCCUUUGACAUCUUUGAGUACGAGGUAAUCGUUUCUAAGGUGAAGGGUAAGAAGGGACACAAGAAGACGACCAUUACGACUGGCAACUGGGCUUCAGCCACGGAGUUGACUCAUUUCCCCCCGCCUGCUCAACCCACAAUUACCCCUUCCCCUGUCCCUACAUCCUCUGCUGAGAUUGGCAAACAUGCCUACAAGCAUAAGCAGGAGGGCAAGACCUACGAGCGCCGUGCUUUCUUCGGCAAGCGAGAUGUCACGAUCGCUCCUGCCAUCUGCUUCGACAAUUGCAACAAUGUAUAUAUCGAGGUUCAGACCGUGGGCAAAAACCCUCAAAUUUGCUUAGCGGGUUCCGCCUUCCAGAUGAACCUCGAGACUUGCAGGCAAUGCGUGAUAGACAACGCCGAUGACGGGAAGGAGACUCUGCGUCUUUACAUAGAACCACAAUUCCAGCAGUGGCUAGUAUACUGCACCGGCGAGGCACCGCAGACUUCGUCUUCCGCAACUAUCCUGCCACCCCAGAGCCAAGCAAGCGGUACAGCGACACUCACGACAGCAAGCCAAGGGGCCGGCUCUAGUGAUACGUCGGCCGUCCCUAUUCCGGGGUCAACCACAACCACUACUGCUGAGGUGUCUAUCACGAUUACAUCUACUCCCACUCCCACGCCGUCUCCUAGCACGAGCGCGGCAGCGUCUUCUACACCCUCAACCGCCAGCACAGCAGAAAGCUCUCAGUCGCCAUCCAGCUCUGGCCCUUCGGUGUCUCCCACGCCAUCUGACACGACCUCCGCGGCGACGAUUAGCCCCGGAACCACUGCCGUGACUUCCAGCCUUUCAACAGUGACAUCUGCUGCUAUUUCCACAGGUUCUACUUCUGCUGGAACUCCCUCUUCGACUGGAAGCGUCUCCUCGGGUUCUCCAAGCGCUUCGAGUGCCUCAGGUACUUCAAGUGCUUCGAGUUCCGCGAGCGGGUCGAGUGCUCCAGCAAGCGCCUCAUCACCCUCCACGGCAACUUCAUCUUCGGCAUCAUCAGCGCCAUCCGGAACAGCGACAAGCGGUGCCGGCUCGAGUCCGUCGGCUUCAAGCUCCUCAGACUCCGCGUCUGCCGGUCCAACCACCUCAGCCGGAUCAGCAUCCACAGCAACUGGCGGCGCUGGAGGCUCUACAUCCGAAACCUCGGCGCCAUCCUCGACUGUGUCUUCUCCAAGCACCACUUCGACAGGCCCCGUCACAGCUGCAGCAGUCAAGCCUGCCACCUCCACCAUCCUCGCCAUACUGGCGCCAUUCAUGAUUCUUCUACUCCUCUAA
This is a messenger RNA of Colletotrichum acutatum, 1923 nucleotides long. RefSeq lists its product as uncharacterized. The record is from RefSeq and is a predicted model, not a curated record. The annotation marks the transcript as partial. The transcript has a single exon. Lineage: Eukaryota; Fungi; Ascomycota; Sordariomycetes; Glomerellales; Glomerellaceae.